This is a messenger RNA of Octopus bimaculoides (California two-spot octopus), 2797 nucleotides long. RefSeq names its product ninjurin-1. Gene Ontology annotation, cellular component: membrane. Gene Ontology annotation, biological process: cell adhesion; tissue regeneration. Lineage: Eukaryota; Metazoa; Mollusca; Cephalopoda; Octopoda; Octopodidae. The record is from RefSeq and is a predicted model, not a curated record.
AAGUAAAAGCAAUCGUCAGAGGUGGAUUCUGUCAGAGCAUAAUAGAGACUGUUAGAUGCAAGUCGUCUCGACCAAUCCAACUAAUACAGCCACGUAUUGAGGAGAAAAUCAUUAUCGAUUAAAUUUACCCGUGUAUUUGACUUACACUUAUUCCAUCGACUUCUUCACGAUCACACGACUUACUAGAAAUAGCAGCUAAAUACCCUUUAAAUCACACUAAACUGGCCUGAAGAUAAUAACACAUUCUCAGAAAUCUUUGAUUAUCUUAUUCCUUCGUUUGAAAAAGUAAAAAGUUCCCCCCGAAAUAUUAUGGGAUCAUUAAACAUUAUAUGUCAGGAGAGUACACCAAUAACAUUUAACUACUACCGAUAUGCUACAAAGAAGACGAUGGCUCAGGGACUGCUUGAUGUCGCCCUUCUUAUGUCAAACGCAUCUCAACUAAAGGCAAUUCUAGAUGUUGGAGAAGCUCACGACUAUUACCAUGCUCUUGUUGCUAUUGUCAUUAUUUCCAUCAGUCUUCAGGUAAUCACUGGAAUAUUGCUGCUGAUUCUUGGAUCUUUAAAAGACCACACAGAGAGACAUGUCAGGCGGGCCAACAUACUCAACAAUAUCAUAAUUGGAUUUAUUCUUUUCAUUACUGUUGCAAAUAUUUUCAUCACAGCAUUUGGAGUUCAGUUCAGUCAAAAGAACAAAUCUCCCAACCCAUUAUUUGAUCCAAACAAUAACAAUUUUUAAAAAUAAUACUUUUUAAAUAUAUUUUUUCAUUUCUUUUUAGGUAAAAUAAAAAAAAAUCAUGUAAAAUGAAAUAAAAAUGCAAAUUAUAUAUUUUUUUUUUCUGGAUUUGGUUUGUAAAAGAAAAGAAAUUGAGAAAAUAAUCUGUUUAAAAACCAAAGAUAUUGUCAUUAAUGGGAUAAUUUAAAUGAUUUCAGAUGAAGUAAAUGAUGGCAGCAAGAGGAAAUGAUUGCAAAGGAGGAUAACUAUCUGUUUAUGUAUGAAUGUGUGUGUGUGUGUAUACAUAUAUGGGUAUAGUGACAAAGUAUAUGAGCAUGAAAAUAUGGGAGUGUGUAGAUAAGCACACAUGUAUAUGAAUGGUUACAAUUAUGUUUAUGUGAAAAUAUAUGCAUAUAUGAAUGCAUGCGCUAAUAUUUGAAUAUGCAGGCAUGCAUAUAUCUAUGAAUAUGUAAUGUGACAGAUACCAUGAGAGAAACUCUCAUAUUAACAUUUUUGUCACAAAAUGCACUCUUGUUUGUAUCACUAAUGGAGAGCUAAAUCCCAGCCACUAAUAGUGCUGAGACCACCAUAUUACAUGAUUUCAACCUUCCUUGGUCUUGUCAGUGAUGGAUACUCUACUGCUAGUGAUAUAAACAAGAGUGUAUUUUACACCAAAAGCCAAUAUGAAAGUUUCUCUCAUGGUAUCUACUAUAGUAUAGUUUGUUCUAAUAGAAGAUCCAUGUUUUAGUGGGGACAAGUAUUACCUCUUGAUAUUAAUACUGCCUCUGUCACUAAUAUAUAUUACGUAAUGUGUGUGAAUGUGCAUGUGUUUAUAUGUAUGCAUGAGUGAGUAUAUGUAUGCAUCCAUAUGUGUGUGGUCACAAUGAUUUCUUUAAAAAAUAUACUCAAAAAAAUUAAAGCAAAUACCAAAAAAGAUUAAACAAACCUUUUUUUAUAAAACUUUGCAUAACAGUUUUUUGUACCUUUUACUAUUCUCAAAUAUUUUCCAUCCAUUUCCAUUUCUUUUCCAUUCUUUGACACCAGAACCAAAAGUACUGAUAUUGGUACCUCAAAUACUGAUACUACUACCAAAAAUGUUGAUAUAAGUACUAAAAAUGUUGACAUUACUAAAAAUGUUGACAUAAAGUACUAAAAAUAUUGACAUUAGUACUAGAAAUGUUGACAUAAAUACUAAAAAAUGUUGGCAUUAGUACUAAAAAUGUUGACAUAAGUACUAAAAAUGUUGGCAUUAGUACUAAAAAUGUUGACAUUAGUACUAAAAAAUGUUGGCAUUAGUACUAAAAAUGUUGACAUAAGUACUAAAAAAUGUUGGCAUUAGUACUAAAAAUGUUGGCAUUAGUACUAAAAAAUGUUGGCAUUAGUACUAAAAAUGUUGACAUAAGUACUAAAAAAUGUUGGCAUUAAUACUAAAAAUGUUGACAUAAGUACUAAAAAUGUUGGCAUUAGUACUAAAAAUGUUGGCAUUAGUACUAAAAAUGUUGACAUAAGUACUAAAAAUGUUGGCAUUAGUACUAAAAAUGUUGACAUAAGUACUAAAAAUGUUGGCAUUAGUACUAAAAAUGUUGACAUAAGUACUAAAAAUGUUGGCAUUAGUACUAAAAAUGUUGACAUAAAGUACUAAAAAAUGUUGGCAUUAGUACUAAAAAUGUUGACAUAAGUACUAAAAAUGUUGGCAUUAGUACUAAAAAUGUUGACAUAAGUACUAAAAAUGUUGACAUAAGUACUAAAAAUGUUGGCAUUAGUACUAAAAAUGUUGACAUAAGUACUAAAAAUAUUGACAUUAGUACUAAAAAUGUUGACAUAAGUACUAAAAAUGUUGACAGUAAUACCCAAAAGUAACGAUAGAAAUACAAAACAUUUUGAAAGUGAUCCAAAAUUACUAGCAGAGAUAAAAAUAUUGGCAGCAACAGCAAAAAAGCCCUGCUAUAACGAUAUAAAAAAUUCAAACAGUAAUAACAAUCUUUUGAUGAUGAUCCCAAAAAUUGAGAUGAUUGCAACAAGAUGUUAACAUUGGUAUCUAUCAUUACUAAAAUUUUAAAAAAUAAAAUUUUUUUUAUUCAAUAAA